Molecule: messenger RNA, 704 nt
Organism: Alosa alosa (allis shad)
Lineage: Eukaryota; Metazoa; Chordata; Actinopteri; Clupeiformes; Clupeidae
Gene: cnrip1a
Product: cannabinoid receptor interacting protein 1a
Exons: 3
Coding region: 158-646 (162 amino acids)
Biological process (GO): negative regulation of signaling receptor activity
Cellular component (GO): plasma membrane
Molecular function (GO): type 1 cannabinoid receptor binding
Source: RefSeq, a predicted model, not a curated record
UGUAUGCAUGCGCCAGCCGUCUACGUCACAGCAUCCUAGGGCGAGUGACACUGGAGAAAAACAUAGGCUACCCAGUCGCCGCGUCCAGGGGUUGUAUUUUCUUUUUUUCAUACAGGAAGGAGGUAGCUUCAAAUAGGCUGAUCAUUUUUGAGCAAUUAUGGCCGACAUCCCGCCUGUUAUAAACAUCUCGAUCUCACUGAAAAUCCAGCCGAAUGAAGGACCGGUGUUCUUUAAAGUAGAUGGGACGAGGUUCGGACAGAGCAGGACAAUUAAAUUGCUAACUGGGUCCAAAUACAAAAUUCGGGUAGCGUUGAAGCCGACGAACGCUGAACCAGGAACCAUGGGUAUCGGCAGCGUCAAAUUCCCCCUGGAGGUGGAGACCAAAGACGAGGAAUCGGUAGUGUACACCGGGCUCUAUGACACGGAGGGCGUGCCGCACACCAAAAGCGGGGAGAGGCAACCUAUUCAGGUCUUCAUAGAGUUCAAAGACGCCGGCAUGUUUGAGACCGUCUGGCAGGUGAAGUUCUACAACUACUACAAGCGGGAGCACUGUCAGUUUGGCAACAAUUUCAACUGCAUCGAGUACGAGGUCAAGCCAAACGAGACGCGCAGCCUAAUGUGGAUCAAUAAGGAGGCCUUCCUCUAGGACCCCCCCGCCCAUACCCGCCUUCUAAGGGACUGGAGGGAGAGCCAGGGGGGGGGGG